Lachancea sp. 'fantastica' is the source of this 2004-nucleotide messenger RNA. The record is from the annotation of a GenBank genome assembly. NCBI's taxonomy places the organism in Eukaryota, Fungi, Ascomycota, Saccharomycetes, Saccharomycetales, Saccharomycetaceae.
AUGCUAGAGGCAGCGUUCACAGUGGUGCCCACCACGAGACUCGAAGCUGAACUACAAAUGCCAUAUCUACACGAGCCUGGCCACGUAGAUUUGUUGUAUGAGACCGAUUGCAAUGUUCAUGAACCUCACUUGCAGAAUACAUUUCAAAAAUGCGUUUCGUGUGGUGCAGGAAUCAUGGAUAAAUGUGUGAUGUUCCAAGAUCAAUGGGUGUGUGCCUUUUGCAACAAGUUCAAUCCGGUCGUGGAAAAGGCACCCGCCACUCCUUACGAGGUGGAAAUCACAGAGCCAUCAUCAGCUGCGGUGCCUUCCAAUAUCGAUAAUGUUUUGGUAAUAGACCUUUUAGUCACUACACCAGACGAGUUGCAAUCGAUUAAAGAUCUAGUGACAGCUAGAGUCAAGGCCGGCAAAUCUGACGCUACGUAUGGUCUAGUAAGUAUUACUGAUGGAGAAGUUGCUGUACACACAACUUCGUCGUGUAACACCUUUUCCAUCGAUGAACAUGGUGUCUCAGCAAAGGCCAAAAGCAUGGACUCUCAGUACUUUGUUGAAAAACUACCACCAAUAGUUGAUCUUUCAAUGACCGCAGACCAAUUGAUACAUUCUUUGACUAGUCUACAGCCUGCGACUCUUGACAAUAAAGAUCAAAGACCAAGACGGGCCACUGGUGUGGCAUUUUUCCUCACAAGUAUCUACUCUCAAACACAGGCAGUCGGACAUCCAGUCUCGGUGACUGCAUUCAUCAGUGGACCUUGCACUGCAGGGCCUGGGAAAGUUUUACCAAAAAACAAGAAAUAUCACAUAAGACAGCAUUAUGAGUUGGACGCACGUCGUGACAAGUAUUUCAAUUCCGCCAGAGGAUAUUAUCAGCAGCUUUCCGAGAAAAUCCAGGUGCGGCUUUUGAUUUCUAAUUUAGACCAGAUUGGAGUUGUCGAGCUGGCUCCAGUGUGUUUGGAGAUCGAUCAGUUCGAUUCAUUUUUUGAGGAACGCUUUAAAAACCUAGCAUUGAGAUGGUGGCCCAACGACGUUAACGAAAACGAAAUAACUGUAUUUGCGCCCAAGAAUUUGAGCAUCGAUGGUUGUUUUGGACUUGUGUCUAAACUCAAACCCUCACAAAUAACAUACAGCGACACCCCAUGCGGGGUGUCGGGAACAAAUAGAUGGCGAUCAUGGUCCUCGAGACCGUCGUUGGCAUUUUCUUUCCAGAUAGUUACACAGGCAACGAAGGAUGCGUCUAUCGAUGUGACGCCUGUGCAUUCUGUCGUUCAAAUACAACACAGCUAUAAGAGGAAUGCCAAAAGAUACGUCAAAGUUGAUGCGGUAAUCAUAACAACUACAAACGCCCACAUGUCAGGUUCUUGGUCAGUGGCCAAGAGUCUCAAUAUUACAGUAGCACUAACGUGUCUUAUGAAACAAAUUGCAUUCAGCCAACUUGUGAAGGGAAGAACACAUUCUCUUCAUCUUCAGGAAUGGCAAACACGAAUAGAUAAGCUUGCCGCUCGGCAUUUCAAAGCAUUUUCCAAAAACUACUCUAAACUUUUGGAGUACCUGUAUUAUCUCAAGUGGACCGCGCUUCUUCAAAAGCGCAACACUUCGCCGGAUGAAGCUGCCAUAUACCAGCACACUAUUUUGACUCAAGACAAGGAGAUAGCGAAGCUUUUAUGCAAGCCCCGCGUAACUCUUUUCACAAAUGACACAAAGUCCGAGAUUUCAAUCUUAAAUGAACAGCUCAUGCAACAAAACCAGGCAAUGUGUGUAGAUCUUGGCACCAUUGUACUAAUAAGGUACUCGGAGGAUAGUGCCAUACCCACGCAACAGGCCCAAGAAAUGGCGGACGCUUUAGUGAGAUCGAGGCACUUACCUACCAGGCUUGAGAAAACGCCUGUACAUGGAAGUCAAGAUCGCUACUUUAUAUCUAAGCUGGUGCCAGACGGAAACGCCAAUACCGAGGCUCUUUCGUUAGGAGAGUUUAAUGGACUUGUGCGGAAACUAGCCAUGUGCAUCUGA